AACGACAAGUCAAUUGCAAGGACUUCCUACGAAAACAGAAAAGCAACAACAAAAUAUAAGAAAUCAAAUUACAACAAACAAAACGUGAAACAACAGUCGCUACAGUAUUACAAAAACACGGAUGCGAAAGGGAAACAACGACAACAACAACAACACAACUAGCAGCUAAUAGAGGCAGCAACGGCCAAGAAAGGAAAGCAGUGAAGGGGCGCACACACACACGCACACACACACAAAUAGUUAACUAGGACACACCUGUUGCCUGCAGCCUUUAACGCGGAAGUUGCCACAUUGCGUUCAAACUCGCAACACACUCAGCCGCCUAUUGACAAUAAAUUUUGAGGUUAACAUUUUAGCGAACAACACCGUCAGCUUUAAGCCUCACAGAGGUAAACCGGAAUUGAUAACUGUGCGUUUGACAUUUUUACUGCCACAGCACCGCCGCACGUGCAAAACUCCUCGCAUUGUCACUCGUGGUGUCAGCCGCUAGUCGUCAUUCAACGAAAUGGGUCGCAAAAUUACUGUAGCCGUGUCGACGCUCAACCAAUGGGCGCUUGACUUUGAAGGCAAUCUGGCGCGCAUACUGCAAUCCAUCUUAGAGGCGAAGGAUAUGGGCGCCUCAUACCGCACCGGACCCGAAUUGGAAAUAACUGGUUACAGCUGCGAGGAUCACUUUUUCGAACCCGACACAUAUCUGCACUCUUGGGAAGUGCUGCUGGAAAUUAUGCUCUCGCCGCUCUGCGAAAACAUGCUCAUCGAUGUCGGUAUGCCGGUUAUGCACCGCAAUGUUGCCUACAAUUGUCGCGUUGCCUUCUUCAAUCGUCAAAUAUUGCUGAUACGUCCGAAAAUGGCGAUGGCCGAUGAUGACAACUAUCGGGAAUCGCGUUGGUUCACUUCCUGGACAAAGUCUCUUCAAACAGAGGAGCAUUAUUUGCCACGCAUGAUUUCUCAACACACCGGACAGACGGCGGUGCCAUUCGGUGAUGCCGUUAUCGCUACUAAAGACACAUGCAUCGGCUAUGAGAUUUGCGAAGAAUUAUGGAAUGUUCGCAGUAAACAUAUCGAUAUGUCACUCUCGGGUGUCGAAAUUAUUGUCAAUGGCUCGGGAUCGUACAUGGAACUGCGCAAGGCGCACAUUAGCACCGAUCUAAUACGUAAUGCCAGCUUCAAGGCAGGCGGUGCCUAUCUCUUCAGCAAUUUGCGCGGCUGCGACGGACAACGUGUCUACUUUAAUGGCUGCUCGGCGAUAGCCAUGAAUGGCGAAAUUGUGGCACGUAGCAAGCAAUUUGCGCUACAGGAUGUUGAAGUCACUUUAGCUACCAUUGAUUUGGAAGAGAUCCGCUCGUAUCGAGUGUCGCAACGUUCACGCUGCACAUUUUCCGCCUCGGCGCCCAACUAUCCGCGCAUCAACUGCGACUUUGAGAUGUCAACGCACAACGACAUCUUCAAGAGCUCCUCCACGCCAAUGCAAUGGAUCUAUCAUACACCCGAAGAGGAAAUUGCGAUGGGUCCCGCCUGCUGGUUGUGGGACUAUUUACGCCGCUCGGGUCAAGGUGGUUUCUUUCUGCCGCUCAGCGGUGGUGUUGACUCCAGCAGCUCUGCCACCAUUGUCUACUCCAUGUGUCGCAUGAUCGUGAAUGCGGUGCAAGGCGGUGAUGCGCAAGUGCUCCACGACAUACGUAAAAUCUUAGCUGACUCCGAUUAUACACCGGAUAAUCCGGCAACCCUGUGCAAUCGCUUGCUCGUCACCUGCUUUAUGGGCAGCGUGAACUCCAGCAAGGAGACGCAUCGUCGCGCCACACAGUUGGCCCAUCAAUUGGGCAGCUAUCACAUCGAAAUCAGCAUCGACACUGCCGUAAAUGCCCUAUUGGGUAUCUUCAAUGCGGUCACCGGUCUGUCGCCGCGCUUUCGUACUCAGGGCGGUUGUGCGCGUCAAAAUCUCGCUCUGCAGAAUAUUCAAUCACGCAUACGCAUGGUCUUGGCCUAUAUGUUUGCGCAACUGAUGUUGUGGGUGCGCAAUCGGCCUGGUGGUCUGCUGGUGCUCGGCUCGGCGAAUGUCGACGAAGCGCUGCGUGGUUAUAUGACGAAAUAUGAUUGCUCGUCGGCGGAUGUGAAUCCCAUCGGCGGCAUUUCGAAAACUGACUUGCGUCGUUUUCUCAACUAUGCGAAGGAGAAAUUCAAAUUAACCGUAUUGGAGUCAAUUAUCGAAGCACCACCCACUGCGGAAUUGGAGCCGCUGCAGGAUGGUCAGCUCGUGCAAACCGACGAGCAAGAUAUGGGCAUGACCUAUGCAGAGCUCAGUGAGUAUGGUCGCUUGCGCAAACAAGCCAGUUGUGGGCCGUACAGUAUGUUCUGUAAGUUGGUGGCCACUUGGCGUGACGACAUGAGUCCGAAAGAGGUCGCCGACAAAGUGAAGCACUUCUUCCGCUGCUACGCCAUCAAUCGCCAUAAAAUGACUGUGCUCACCCCAUCAGUGCACGCCGAAAGCUACAGUCCGGACGACAACCGCUUCGAUCAUCGUCCCUUCUUGUAUCGCGCCAACUGGAGUUGGCAAUUCAAGGCAAUCGACGAUGAGGUGGAAAAGCUACAACCCGGCUACACACCCUCCGCACAGCAUAUGCAUCCGAGUAGCGCUGAUAUGGUGUCGCACGAGUCUCUACAUCGUUCCUCGCAUCGCUCAUCCCACUUGGAAUCGAAGAACUCAUCGCCAUUGUCGUGUUCUUCCAUCGAUGCUGCUGGUGCCGGCGGUAUUGGUGCUGGACCCAGCGGCAGCAUGGGCACAUUGGGCAAAAAGUCCAGCGGCUAUUCGAAGGUGCAUGUGAAUGUGCUCGGUAAAAUUAAGGAUCGCACUGGUAUACCGGUUUAGGACAUGUGGUUCGAGGAAUGGUGUUUCGAAGUUUGUGUCACUGCGAAACUGUUGAAUCGGUAGUGCAUGUAGUGGAAUUUUGAAAGCGGUGAGAAGGAAAAAUUAACGCAUCCUGCUUUUUUAGUAGUUUUAGUACACUGCUUAAGUUUGAUUAGUUACUAUAAUGUCAGAAUUU
This is a messenger RNA of Bactrocera latifrons, 3041 nucleotides long. RefSeq names its product probable glutamine-dependent NAD(+) synthetase (gene Nadsyn). Gene Ontology annotation, biological process: NAD+ biosynthetic process. The record is from RefSeq and is a predicted model, not a curated record. The transcript is spliced from 8 exons. NCBI's taxonomy places the organism in Eukaryota, Metazoa, Arthropoda, Insecta, Diptera, Tephritidae. Bases 506 to 2866 code for a protein of 786 amino acids. Gene Ontology annotation, cellular component: cytoplasm. Gene Ontology annotation, molecular function: ATP binding; NAD+ synthase (glutamine-hydrolyzing) activity; glutaminase activity.